AUGACAGAUAUCGAAAUUAAAGAAAAUAUUGAAACAACUAUUAAUAAAGAAGAAGAGGAAGAAAAUACAGAAACUAUUUUAAUGAACCCAACAACAAUUAUAAAUAAAAUCGGUGGAUAUGAAUUUUUUAGAAAUGUUUUAAAAUCACCAAAGUUAGUAGUUGCACCAAUGGUUGAUCACACCUAUUUAGCAUUUCGUAUGUUAACUAGAAAAUAUGGUGCAGAUUUAGUUUAUACACCAAUGUUCCAUUCAAAGAAUUUUGUAACUUGCAAAACCUAUAGAAAAGAUAAUUUCACAACAUGUCCUGAAGAUAGACCAUUAGUAGUUCAAUUUUGUGGUAAUGAUCCAGAAUGGGUAGUCAAAGCAGCCAAAUUAGUUGAAGACCGUUGCGACGCUAUAGAUUUAAAUUUAGGUUGUCCACAACAAAUUGCCCGUCGUGGUAAUUAUGGUAGUUUCCUUUUAGAUAAACCACACAUCAUUCUUCCAAUCGUUAGAGAACUUCACAAAAAUAUCAAAGUACCAAUAUUUUGUAAAAUUAGAUUACUCCCAGAUCUCAAGGAUACCAUUAAAUUAGCAUUAGAUUUACAAGAAGCUGGUUGUCAACUUUUAACAGUUCAUGGUCGUACAAAGGAACAAAAAGGUCAAUAUUCAGGCCAUGCCAAUUGGGACGCUAUUCGUCAAAUUAAAGAAGUACUUCAUAUUCCAGUCAUCGCUAAUGGUAGUGUUGUUAAAUUUGAUGAUAUUGAUAGAUGUUUAGAAGCUUCCAAAGCUGAUGGUAUUAUGAGUGCUGAAGGUUUACUCGCCAAUCCAUCAUUCUUUUGCGGUAAAGAUAUUUCAAUCUAUCAAGUUGCUCACGAAUAUAUGGACUUUUCAAUUCAAUACACCACCGCUGGUCACAUUGUCAGAAGUCACCUCUUUAAGAUGUUAAAAGAAAAAUUCGAUAACUACUCUGAUCUCAGAGAUAAAAUGGGUGAAACUCACACCAUUGACGGUUUCAGAGAUAUCGUUAACGAAUUAGAAAAUAGAUAUAAAACAGGUGCACCAUUUAUCAAAUGCUUAACAAACAAACAAAAAAGAGAAUUAAAAGAAAAAGAAGACCAAGACAAACAAGAAAAUGAAAAAAAACAAAAAACAGAAAAUGAUGAAAAUUUAAAUAACAAUGUAGAUAAUAAUAAUAAUAAUAAUAGUAAUAAUACUGAAAAUAAAUAA
Molecule: messenger RNA, 1209 nt
Organism: Dictyostelium purpureum
Lineage: Eukaryota; Evosea; Eumycetozoa; Dictyosteliales; Dictyosteliaceae
Exons: 1
Coding region: 1-1209 (402 amino acids)
Biological process (GO): tRNA processing
Molecular function (GO): flavin adenine dinucleotide binding; tRNA dihydrouridine synthase activity
Source: RefSeq, a predicted model, not a curated record